AUGGGGUCCCUUUUUGAGAGAUUAUGGCCGGAUGCGCAUUGGUGGCUUCGUGUCUGCCAUUUAGAGCAUCUUGUGGAAUUCAGCUUCCUCCGGCUUAUGCUUUUCAUCGGCAGUGUCAUUUCGGGAGUUUUUGGGGUGACCUGGCUCCUGGAUGUUGUGGAGCUGCGAUGCUUCGAGAACAAACCGUGGACCCAAGAGGGUGCAGGCAAGUAUACCUGUUCGGUAAAAUUCCUGGGCGGCUUGAUGAUGUUGAUGAUGUUUUGGCAAUCCGUCAUGGCACUGAUUCACUUCGACAAGAAUCUUGAUCGGUUGAAGCAGGACAGGAAGCAGUGCAUUGACGACAUGAACAGCCAGAUCGGCGUUGCCCUGACCCAUGCAACAUCUCAGGCCAAGAGGCUAUGCGAGCUGCUUGAGAUUCAGCUCGUGCAGCAGGUGCGAGGCCACAUACACAAGAUGCGCAACAUCCUCCAGAAAUGCGAGCAGUUCUGCCCGGAGGAAUUCAACAAUCUUGUUGAGCUGAUGGCGAACCAUCUCCACCGUCUGCGCAAGCCGGCAAUGAAGAAGUUCGAGAAGUUGGUUCUGGCAUUCAACCAGGAGGCCGUCUUCUACGACUUGACUCAGACACUGAGGCAGCAGAAGCAGACGAGUAUGGUGAAGCUCCUCACGAUACAGAGCGAGCAUGCCAGGAGCUUGCAGCUGCCUCGGACGAAGACGGCCCAUGAUCCAGAAGCGGCUCGGCCGCUGCUGGAUCAGGACCAACAGCUCGCCCAGGGCCUUCAAUCGUGGUGCAGCUCUGUCUACAGAGGUUACAGAAAGAAGCGACGAACGUCCAAGACAUCUUUUACAUCAAACCUCGCGCAAGUCGCCUUUUCGCAUGACGACAAGCUGAAAGAGCUGCUGCGGGAACCGACUGAGGACGACAUGAAAAGCAAACCAGAGGCAGUACUCCUGCGACCUGUGUCGCUGGUUCUGAACUUCUUCGAGAAGAUCCAGCCGUUUGUGCACGGAGAGCCACUCCAUGCCGAGGACGAAGAGGUGACCAUCGGAACUCCAUCCCAAGAAGAGAACCCCUACAUGAAGCAGGCCAACAAGGUAUACGUACAUUUGACUGACUCGCCCCUAUAUGUCAGCGUGCUCGUCGGUGUUGUCUGUAGCGUGGCCCUCCUCCUGUUCCACUUCCACAUGGCAGUCGUCGUGCUCCACGUGAUUCGAACAGGCGAUCACUGCGCUUCUUUGGGCAUGUGGUCUUGCUCAAUGGAGCUGGUUCGGGUCAUUACUGUGAUGACAGGGAUGUUAUGCCACACAGUCUCCCUUCUGGUCAUUCUCUGGAACGUCGACAAGCUGGAUCAAGUGCUCGAGCUGACCGAGGACAUCAAAGAGUUCAAAAAAACCAAGGACCAGAUCGAAAGCUUGAACAAGAACGACCUGGCGGACAAGGACUUGGACAUGAAAACCCUGGAGGAUGCGCAGACAUGCUUGCAGGGACAGAGUGGAAUCGUGGAGGAGUUCUUCUUGAGGCAUACAGGCCAGCAGCUAGACGCAGGGGACUUCAGAAGCUUUAUGGAAGAGCUCCGGGACGCUUUGCCAUGCGAUGAGAAGCCGUGCUCCGUCACGACGAGCCGCGGUGGCGCCGAGUACACCGUCUACACCGCUGUGCCAUCGGAGGAAUCAGAGACAGGAAAGUGUGUCCUGGUCUUCGGGUACAGAGGGGCUCUUGCCAAGCAGGUGAGCUGUGGGCCCGCGAAAGUACAAGCUUCCAGAACGAAUGGACGCGACUACUCUGGCCUGAAGCUCUCCGUGGCAGAGUGCAAGUCCCUCCUCCAACGACGGGACAUUCAGAUACCACAUGUCACUGAGAAGUCGGAUCUGCUCCACGCGCUUCACGAGACGAACCCGCACGUCCCAGGAGCCCAAAGUGGCAUGGCGCGGAUUCCGAGCAAGUGGAAACGAUGCUACGUCUAUGCAGAGCUGGACAGCAAAAGACAGCACAUCGCCGAGGCAGAGGUGGCGCACUUCCGCUGGCGGCUGGUUUACCACGGCCGGCCAUCUUCCAUGGGCCUUAGACACUUCCAGAAGAACGGUGUCUUCGUGUCCCCCCACUUUGGGGAGACCAGGUGGUCCUUACUCCACGGCGGUCGAUUUUUCGAGAUGCAGGGCAUCGACCCGCUUCAGGUGAGCAGAAACUCUGACAACUGGGGCUGGGUCAUUGGCGCAGAGACCAGCACAGAAUACCACUCGGCCGAAUUUGAACAGGAUCUUUAA
Messenger RNA from Symbiodinium sp. CCMP2456, 2262 nucleotides. The record is from the annotation of a GenBank genome assembly. Lineage: Eukaryota; Dinophyceae; Suessiales; Symbiodiniaceae.